UAAGAUGCGCAUCUUUUUGGACCGGCUAAAGCCGAGCCGAUAGAGCAAAUUUCUUUUAUUGUUAUUAUUUGGAAAGUACUGUUGGACGGCCAAUCAAAUCUUUCUAACUUAAUUGCAUGUACGUCUUUCAUUGGCUUCACUUUGGACCCCACUUCCUGCAAUCCUCCAUUUUUUUUUAUUUACGCGGGCCUCCUCUGCUUUAGUUCUUUUGUUGAUUUUUCUUUUAUAUUUAUUUUAAGCUACUGCUUGCCCACCUUUUUUCUGAAUUUAUUGAAACAAAAAAAUAUGAAUCAUUUCUAUUAAUUAAUAAUCCUACUGUUACUAUUUAUCUCUGUUCAAGCAUCGAUAUCCCUCCGUCAUCAAAUCAAAACUAUCAGACUUUCUUUCUGCUUUUAGUGAUCUCCCACAACAGUAAACUUUCCCUGUCGUAGCUUUUAAACUUCAUCUCCCAUUUCUCCCUCUCCAAACUUUUUUUCUUUAUGCCCUAUAAAAGGCCACUUCAAAACUCUCUGGAUGCAACAAUCAUCACCAUCUGCAUCGACUAUUCCUCUGUUUCAUCUCUCUUCUGCAACCAUUUUCACUUUAAAAGAAAACUGCAAAACUCACAAAGAAGAAAACACCCAUUCCAUUUCAACAUUCUAUACGCAGCUGUGUGCAGGUUGUUAAUUAAGAGCAAUCCUGUACAGAGAAAAAUGCAGCUCUCUUUGGCGCCUUCAAUACCACGCUCACUCCCUUCGACACACUUAAAGAUACAGUGCUGCACUCUCACUCAACCUAUAAAACUCGACAAGAAGUCUAUGGAGAUCAACCAUCCUCUCAAGAAUUGGGAACACUUCCUUGACCCAGUUCUCAACGACUCAGUGUCGUCCUGCUCUGCCUCUCGAAGACCCGUUAAACUGGGCAGCAAAUGGAUGGAAUAUCAAGGUAUUCGAAACUGGGAAGGUUUACUCGACCCUCUCGAUGAUAAUUUACGUGCAGAGAUUCUCCGAUACGGAAACUUUGUUGAAGCAGCAUACAAUUCUUUCGACUUUGAUCCUUCAUCACCUGCCUAUGCCACCUGCCGCUUCCCAAAAAGUACAUUGCUCGAGCGGUCUGGUUUGCCUCAAACCGGUUACCGGUUAACCAAACACUUACGUGCUACCUCAGGUAUCCAACUGCCACGUUGGAUAGAAAAAGCCCCAAGCUGGGUGGCAACUCAGUCUAGCUGGAUGGGCUACGUGGCAGUCUGUCAAGACAAGGAGGAGAUUUCAAGGUUAGGACGACGGGAUGUGGUGAUUUCUUACAGAGGUACUGCUACUUGCCUCGAAUGGCUCGAAAAUUUACGAGCCACCCUCGCUAACAUACCUGAUGCGGAUUCUGACACAAAGAUGAGCAGCCCUUGUUCAUGCGGACCAAUGGUGGAAAGUGGAUUUUUAAGCCUUUAUACUUCUAGAACAGCAAUGGGCCCAAGCCUCCAAGAAAUGGUCCGCGAAGAAAUCCAAAGACUUCUACAAUCUUACGGCGACGAGCCUCUUAGCUUAACCAUAACAGGCCACAGUCUUGGUGCUGCUCUAGCAAUUCUCACUGCUUAUGACAUCAAAACUACAUUCAGAAGUGCACCGCUUGUCACCGUCAUAUCUUUUGGCGGUCCGCGAGUCGGAAACAGGAGCUUCCGACAACAUUUAGAAAAACAAGGCACGAAAGUGCUUCGUAUUGUGAAUUCUGAUGAUCUAAUAACAAAAGUACCUGGUUUUGUAAUCGAUGGAGACAAUGACAAUGAGAAUGAAGUUAUAAAGAAGAGAGACGUGAACAUCGCCGGAAUUCCAGGCUGGAUCCAGAAAAGAGUGGAGGAGACACAGUGGGCAUAUGCGGAGGUCGGAAAAGAACUCAGAUUGAGUAGCAAAGACUCUCCGUACAUAAAUAGUGUGAAUGUAGCCACGUGCCAUGAGCUGAAAACGUACCUACACUUGGUGAAUGGAUUUGUAAGCUCAUCUUGUCCAUUUAGAGCAACCGCCAAGAGAGUCCUUGGCAAACAUACUAGAUAAGAAAAUAAGAAAAUGAUCAGUUAGAGUAGGGUUCUUAGCAACAAAGAGAGGUAGCAGAUAGAAGGUGCCAAAAAUGGCGUCCGUACAGCAUGACCCUUUUUUUGUACAUAGAUUGCCUGUCAAUAGUCUUUUCUAACAAAACUACUAUCGUUCCAUUAUUCACUGGAGAAAUAAAAUGCGCAGUGCACAACCCUUCUUUGUACUUA
Messenger RNA from Ricinus communis (castor bean), 2230 nucleotides. RefSeq names its product phospholipase A(1) DAD1, chloroplastic. Gene Ontology annotation, molecular function: glycerophospholipase activity. Lineage: Eukaryota; Viridiplantae; Streptophyta; Magnoliopsida; Malpighiales; Euphorbiaceae. The transcript has a single exon. The record is from RefSeq and is a predicted model, not a curated record. Bases 480 to 2024 code for a protein of 514 amino acids. Gene Ontology annotation, biological process: lipid metabolic process.